This is a messenger RNA of Capsella rubella, 3503 nucleotides long. RefSeq names its product MDIS1-interacting receptor like kinase 2. The coding region runs from base 402 to 3488 and encodes 1028 amino acids. The record is from RefSeq and is a predicted model, not a curated record. Gene Ontology annotation, molecular function: protein kinase activity; protein binding; ATP binding. The transcript is spliced from 2 exons. NCBI's taxonomy places the organism in Eukaryota, Viridiplantae, Streptophyta, Magnoliopsida, Brassicales, Brassicaceae. Gene Ontology annotation, biological process: protein phosphorylation; hormone-mediated signaling pathway. Gene Ontology annotation, cellular component: plasma membrane.
ACAAUUUGACCAAUUAAAAUCCUAAAAAGAAAAGUUGAAAAUUGACUACUACUACCUUAAUUUUCUUGUUUCCGUGAAACAUACGCCAAGAAUAUUGGAGGGAAACAAAAAUACAAUACAGUUAACGUCUUAACGACCAUAUCAAAUCCAUGUUUUAUCAUAUCCCAGUCGUCACGGACUAAGCAAGUCUUCGUUACCACUUAAUAUUCAGACUAGUUUUUGUGGUAUCUUCCAAAACACAAUGACCCAUUCAACAGGGUAGACCUUCACUAUCAAGGAGACGACCGACGACGCUAAGUCCAUUACUGAGUGAAACUGAAGAUUAUAAAAGAGACAAAACUUGGAUACGAUUUAACAAACAAGAAGAGAGAAACAAAAAGAGAGUAAUAGAGAGAGUGAGAAUGGGUUUGGCAGAGAAGAAUCCUAACAAUCUUUGUUUUCUUUUGAUCAUAUCCAUACUUUUGAGCUGUUCUAUUUUAGUUUCCGCGACAAUCUCAGAAGCAAACGCUCUUCUGAAAUGGAAAUCUACUUUCACGAACCAGACAAGUUCGUCGAAGCUGGCGUCGUGGGUGACUAAUACUAGCUUUUGUACUAGAUGGUAUGGUGUUUCUUGUAAUACGCAAGGGAGUCUCGUAAGGUUAAACCUUACUGACACAGCUAUUGAAGGUACUUUUCAAGAGUUUCCUUUUUCUUCUCUCCCAAACCUUGCUUAUAUCGAUCUUAGCAUGAACCGUUUUUAUGGAACCAUCCCUCCCCAAUUUGGAUCCCUCUCUAAACUCAUCUACUUUGACCUCUCUAUAAACCAAUUAACCGGAGAAAUCCCACCAGAGCUUGGUAAUUUAAGAAACCUUGAAACCCUCCAUCUUGUUGAAAAUAAGUUAAAUGGGUCGAUUCCAUCUGAGAUCGGUCACUUAACUUCAGUUCAGGAGAUUGCCUUGUAUAGCAAUUUCUUGUCCGGACCUUUACCUACUUCCAUUGGAAACCUAACCAACUUGGUUUACUUGUACCUCUUUAACAACUCUCUCUAUGGUCCCCUUCCUUCUGUUAUUGGAAACUUAACCAAUCUUGUUGAGCUAUGCCUAGAUAGAAACAACCUGACUGGCCAAAUCCCUUCCACUUUUGGAAAGUUACAGAAAUUAACUCUUCUCAACUUGUUUGAAAACCAACUUUCCGGAAAAAUCCCCCCUGAGAUCGGUGACAUGGCCAGUCUAUAUUCCCUUAGCCUUCAUACAAAUAACCUUACUGAUUCAAUUCCUUCUUCCUUAGGAAAUCUCAAGAACCUAACCCUUCUUCAUCUUUACCAAAACCAACUAACUGGUGUCAUUCCCCCAGAACUAGGCAACAUGGAAUCCAUGAUUGAUUUAGAGAUAAGUAAUAACAAACUUACAGGUUCUAUUCCUGAUUCCUUUGGUAACUUUACCAAGUUGCAAAUAUUGUUCCUCCGUGAAAACAAGCUCUCUGGUCCAAUCCCACUAGGAGUUGCAAACUCUUCAGAGCUGACUGUCUUGCAACUCGACGGGAACAACUUCACUGGUUUCUUGCCUGAAACCAUUUGCAAAGGUGGCAAGCUUCAGAACCUCACAUUAGAUUAUAAUCACCUCGAAGGUCCUAUCCCAAAAAGCUUGAAGGAUUGCAAGAGCUUGACCAGAUUAAGAUUCGUAGGGAACAGAUUCACUGACGAUAUUUCUGAAGCUUUCGGGAUAUACCCACUUCUCAAUUUCAUUGAUCUAAGCCACAACAAUUUCCAUGGUGAGAUUUCAGGCAACUGGGCGAAGAGCCCAAACCUAGUUGCAUUCAUCAUGUCAAACAACAACCUCACAGGUGCUAUCCCCACUGAGAUUUGGAACAUGAUACAACUGGGUGAGCUAGAUCUAUCUAUCAACAACCUCACUAGUGAAAUUCCAGAAGCAAUUGGACAUCUCACGAAUUUGUCAAGGCUACGACUUAAUGGGAAUCAGUUUUCUGGAAGAGUUCCUGAAAGUUUAAGUUUCUUGACCAACCUUGAGUCUCUGGAUUUAUCGUCAAACAGAUUCAACUCUCAGAUACCACAAAACUUUGACUCCUUUAGUAAGCUCUUUGACAUGGACCUGAGCAGAAACCAGUUUGAUGGACGCAUCCCUAGACUAACAAAGCUGACUCAGUUAACACAUCUUGAUCUUAGCCACAACCAGCUCGACGGCGAAAUCCCAUCACAACUGAGCUCCUUCGAGAAGCUGGUGAAGCUCGACCUCUCACACAACAAUCUCUCAGGUCUCGUUCCAACAAGUUUUGAGGGCAUGAAAGAGCUAAUAUACAUCGAUAUAUCAAACAAUAACCUCGACGGUCCACUUCCAGACAACCCAGCGUUUCGAAACGCAACCGCAGAUGCAUUAGAAGGAAACAGAGGCUUAUGCAGUAAUGUUCCAAAACAAAAGUUGAAGCCAUGCCCCAUCACUUCCAAUGGGUUCAAGAAACCGAAGGAGAAAGGCAACGUUGUUGUGUGGAUUCUAGUGCCGAUCCUAGGAGCACUCCUCAUUCUCUCUAUAUGCGCCGGGACAUUUGCCUACUAUCUACGCAAACGAAAACAAAUCAAUGGAAACAACAACUUGGAUGCUGAAACUGGAGAGAACUUGUCCAUCUUUAGCUAUGAUGGCAAAGUCAAAUACCAAGAGAUCAUAAACUCAACCAAAGAAUUCGAUCCAAAAUACCUAAUCGGAACCGGAGGAUACGGCAAAGUAUACAAAGCAAACCUCCCAGGCGCAACCGUAGCAGUGAAAAAGCUACACCAAACAAUGAACGAAGAGAUAUCAAAGCCAGUGGUGAAGCAAGAGUUCCUAAACGAAGUAAGAGCCUUAACAGAGAUCCGUCACCGCAACGUGGUGAAGCUCUUCGGCUUCUGCUCUCACCGCCGCCACACUUUCCUGAUCUACGAGUACAUGGAAAAAGGAAGUUUAAACAAACUGUUAGCUGAUGACAAAGAAGCGAAACGACUCAAUUGGACCAAAAGGAUCAAUAUAGUGAAAGGUGUGGCGUACGCGUUAUCGUAUAUGCACCAUGACAGAUCAACUCCGAUCGUCCACCGUGAUAUUAGCAGCGGCAACAUCCUUCUCGAUAACGAUUACAAAGCUAAGAUCUCCGAUUUCGGUACAGCGAAGCUUCUCAAGAUGGAUUCCUCAAAUUGGUCCGCCGUCGCCGGAACCUAUGGCUAUGUCGCUCCAGAAUUGGCUUACGCGAUGAAGGUGACGGAGAAAUGCGAUGUGUAUAGCUUCGGAGUAUUGACGCUGGAAGUGAUAAAGGGGAAACAUCCGGGAGAUUUGGUUUCGGCUUUGUCAUCGUCGUCUCCGGGAGAAACUCCGUCGCUGAGAAGCAUUUCCGAUGAGCGUUUAGGAGAACCAGAGGCGAAGAUUAGAGAGAAGUUAGUGAAGAUGGUGGAAAUGGCGUUGUCGUGCUUACAAGCAGAUCCAAUGUCUCGGCCAACAAUGUUGUCAAUUUCAACGGCAUUCACCUAAAAACUUAUAAUAUAA